Aureobasidium namibiae CBS 147.97 is the source of this 882-nucleotide messenger RNA. Its product is annotated as NAD(P)-binding protein. The coding region runs from base 1 to 882 and encodes 293 amino acids. The record is from RefSeq and is a predicted model, not a curated record. The transcript has 6 exons. NCBI's taxonomy places the organism in Eukaryota, Fungi, Ascomycota, Dothideomycetes, Dothideales, Saccotheciaceae.
AUGGCCGAGACUCAACACUUGCAAGCCCACAAGCUCUUCAGCAUGGAGGGCAAGGUUGCUGUUGUCACUGGAGGUGGCUCUGGUAUUGGUUUGAUGACCGCUCAGGCUCUUUCCGCCAACGGCGCGAAGGUCUACAUUAUUGGCAGAAACACCGAGAAGCUCGAGACUGCCAGUAAGGAGCACGAGCCUGACCAAGGAGAGAUCAUUCCUAUCGGAAACAUUGAUGUCACCAAGAAGGCCGAUCUUGAGAAGCUGGUCAAGCAGAUUGAGGAGAAUGAGAAGUGCAUCCAUCUGCUCGUCGCCAACGCGGGUGUCAGUGGACCCAAGGCUGAACCUGAUCAGGAAGAUGCUGGAGAGCUCAAGGACAAGCUGUGGCAGAACGAGACGGUCGAGCAGUGGAACGAGACCUACUCUACCGAUGUGACUUCAGUCUACUUUACCACUGUCGCCUUCCUGCCCUUGCUGCAGGCCUCUAUGAAGCCCAAGGGUUCCGGAGAGAAGUUCAGCGCAAACGUCAUCACCACUUCGUCCAUGAGCGGUAUCAUGCGUCACGCCCAGGGUCACUUUGCUUACAACGCAGCCAAGGGUGCAACUGUGCAUCUGACCAAGCUGAUGUCUGCCGAAUUCUUGAAAGCCGGCAUCAGAGUCAACUCAGUCGCACCGGGUUACUUCCCUAGCGAGAUGACGGCAAAGAGCUCCGAUGAUAGACAGAAGAGUGACCUGCCUGCCGAGAAGGUGGCCGACAAGGGUCACGUUCCUCAUAUGCGCGGUGGAAAGGACGAAGAAAUGGCCAGGACUAUGCUCCUGUUGGCAACAAACCAUUACGUCCAUGGCCAGAUCAUCGCCGUGGACGGCGGCGUCUUGUCCACGGUGGCUUCUUAA